Hemiscyllium ocellatum (epaulette shark) is the source of this 10358-nucleotide messenger RNA. Its product is annotated as low-density lipoprotein receptor-related protein 5-like. Gene Ontology annotation, biological process: canonical Wnt signaling pathway. Bases 131 to 4954 code for a protein of 1607 amino acids. Gene Ontology annotation, molecular function: Wnt receptor activity; Wnt-protein binding. The record is from RefSeq and is a predicted model, not a curated record. The transcript has 23 exons. Lineage: Eukaryota; Metazoa; Chordata; Chondrichthyes; Orectolobiformes; Hemiscylliidae.
GAUAGAGAGGAACCAGCCGGGAAAGUACUGGUAGACAGGCAGGCUGGAGGUGGAUCACACUGUCUGUAUGGCGAUACAUUGUAACUAUGGGGCCUGAGUGAAACAUUUUUACUUCUUCAUUCAGCUACAAAUGGAGACUUUGUUACUAACGUUGAUCGCUUUUAGUCACUACAUAGUUGCAACAGCAUCACCGCUACUGCUUUUCGCUAAUAGACGAGAUGUCAGAUUGGUUGAUGCAGAAGCAGUGCGACCUGAAUCCACUGUCGUAGUCAGUGGCCUGGAGGAUGCAGCUGCAGUUGACUUUUUAUACUCCGAAGGCACAAUUUAUUGGACUGACGUAAGUGAAGAAGCCAUUAAACAAACGUAUGUGAAUCAAACUGGGGAUGUGCAGAAAGUGAUCAUCUCUGGCCUUGUUUCGCCUGAUGGAUUAGCUUGUGACUGGUUAGGUAAGAAGCUUUAUUGGGCGGAUUCAGAAACUAAUCGAAUAGAGGUUGCCAAUCUCAAUGGAAUGUCUCGUAAGGUCCUUUUCUGGGAGGAUCUUGAUCAACCAAGAGCUAUUGCACUCGAUCCGCAACAUGGGUACAUGUAUUGGACAGACUGGGGAGAAAUACCAAGAAUUGAACGAGCUGGCAUGGAUGGUAGCAGUCGUUCUGUCAUUGUGGACACUAAUAUUUACUGGCCAAAUGGACUGACAAUUGACAUAGAGGAACAGAAACUUUACUGGGCAGAUGCAAAACUGAGUUUUAUCCAUAGAUCCAACUUGGAUGGCUCUUUCAGGCAAGAGGUUGUGCAAGGUACUCUGACUCAUCCAUUUGCCCUGACAUUGUUUGGUGAAACCUUAUACUGGACAGAUUGGCAAACCCGCUCAAUCCAUGCUUGCAACAAGAGGACUGGGGCAAACAAACGGGACAUACUUGUCAGUAUUUACUCUCCCAUGGAUAUCCAGGUUUACAGUCAAGAGAGACAACCACACAUUCAUAUCCCAUGUGAUGAAAGUAAUGGAGGAUGCUCUCAUUUAUGCCUGCUUUCCCCAAAAGAACCGUUCUUCAAAUGUGCCUGCCCAACUGGAGUCCAGCUGGAAAAAGAUGGAAAAAUUUGUAAAAAAGGUGCUGAAGAGGUCUUGCUGCUUGCCAGAAGAACAGACUUACGACUCAUCUCCUUAGACAUGCCAGAUUUCACAGAUAUUAUUCUUCAGCUUGAUGAUAUUCGACAUACAAUAGCAAUAGACUACGAUCCAGUGGAGGGAUAUAUUUACUGGACGGAUGAUGAAGUUAGAGCUAUUCGUCGUGCAUUACUGGAUGGCUCAGGGGCCCAGACAUUGGUAACUACAGAAAUUAACCACCCAGAUGGAAUAGCUGUUGAUUGGAUAGCAAGAAAUCUUUACUGGACUGAUACAGGAACUGACCGCAUUGAAGUGACCAGACUUAAUGGAACAUCUAGAAAAAUACUGAUAGCAGAAGGUCUCGAUGAACCUCGAGCUAUUGUCCUUAAUCCAGUGACUGGCUACAUGUACUGGACAGAUUGGGGUGAAAACCCGAAGAUGGAACGUGCAAACCUUGAUGGCUCUGACCGAAUAAUUUUAGUAAAUACCUCUCUGGGUUGGCCCAAUGGCUUGGCAUUGGACUAUGCUGAAGGCAAACUUUACUGGGGUGAUGCCAAAACAGACAAAAUUGAAGUGAUUAACGUAGAUGGAACUGGUCGUAGGGCACUUGUGGAAGAUAAGCUUCCCCACAUAUUUGGAUUCACUUUAUUGGGGGACUACAUCUACUGGACUGACUGGCAGAGAAGAAGCAUUGAACGUGUUCAUAAGCACCAUGCAGAGAGAGAAAUUAUAAUUGAUCAGCUACCUGAUCUUAUGGGACUGAAAGCAACAAAAGUGACAGAAACAUUUGGAACGAACCCAUGUUCGAAAAAUAAUGGUGGCUGCAGUCACCUGUGUUUGUAUGUACCUCAGGGUCCACGUUGUGCCUGUCCAAUGGGCCUAGAGUUGAUAAGGGACAUGAAAACCUGCAUUGUACCUGAAGCGUUCCUGCUGUUCUCCAGUAGGGCAGACAUCCGUAGAAUUUCUUUGGAGACCAACAACAAUGAUGUGCCAAUUCCAUUAACUGGGGUGAAGGAAGCAUCUGCACUUGACUUUGACAUUUCUGAUAACAAGAUUUAUUGGACAGACAUCAGUUUAAAGACCAUUAGCCGUGCAUUCAUGAAUGGAAGCUCUGUUGAGCACGUGAUUGAGUUUGGUCUUGAUUACCCAGAAGGAAUGGCAGUAGACUGGUUGUCAAAAAACCUCUACUGGGCAGAUACGGGCACCAAUCGAAUUGAAGUAGCACGACUGGAUGGGCAAUAUCGGCAGGUUUUGGUGUGGAAAGAUUUGGACAAUCCACGUGCUUUGGCUCUUGAUCCUUCUGAUGGAUACAUGUACUGGACUGAGUGGGGUGGUAAACCAAGAAUUGUCCGUGCGCACAUGGAUGGUACGAAUAGUGCUGCACUGGUGGACAGAGUGGGCCGUGCCAAUGGACUUACAAUUGAUUAUAUGGAGAAAAGACUCUACUGGACUGACCUGGAUACAUCAAUGAUUGAAUCUUCAAAUAUGCUAGGAAAACAGCGUGAAAUCAUAGCUGAUGAUCUGCCGCAUCCCUUUGGACUGACACAAUAUCGAGAUUACAUAUAUUGGACUGACUGGAAUCUUCGCAGUAUCGAGCGUGCUGACAAGAUGAAUGGCCAAAAUCGUACUCGUAUUCAGGGCCAUUUAGACUAUGUGAUGGACAUCUUAGUUUUUCAUUCUUCACGACAAGAUGGCUGGAAUGAAUGUGUGCAAACCAAUGGUCAUUGUUCUCAUCUUUGCCUCGCUGUGCCAACUGGAUACAGAUGUAGAUGCGCAUCACAUUACAUUCUUGAUGAUAAUAAUAGAACUUGCAGUUCACCCAUUAAUUUCUUGCUGUUCAGCCAGAAGACUGCAAUUAGUCGUAUGGUGUUGGAUGAACACCAGAGUCCAGAUAUAAUAUUGCCUGUACAUGGUUUACGUAAUGUGAAGGCAGUAGAGUAUGAUGCUGUCGACAGAUUAAUAUACUGGGUAGAUGGACGACAAAACGUCAUUAAAAGAGCUAGAGAUGAUGGCUCUCAGGCAUUUGUGGUUGUUUCUGGGCCAAAUCAAAGCCAAAACCCAGAUAUACAGCCUCAUGACUUGAGCCUUGAUAUCUACAGUCGAACUGUCUAUUGGACUUGUGAAUCUUCCAACACCAUAAAUGUUAAUAGACUUAACGGAAAGCCCAUCGGAAUAGUUCUUCGUGGAGAACAUGACCGACCAAGAGCUAUUGUUGUGAAUGCAGAAAGAGGGUAUAUGUACUUCACAAAUAUGUUGGAGAGGUCCCCAAAGAUAGAACGUGCAGCACUGGAUGGCACUGAAAGAGAAGUAAUAUUUUCAACUGGAUUGAUCAGACCUGUUGAUUUGGCAAUUGAUAAUAAACUAGGGAAACUUUUCUGGGUCGAUGCUGAUCUAAAACGCAUUGAAAGCAGUGAUUUAUCUGGUGCCAAUAGACUGACAUUGCAGGAUUCCAGCAUCCUGCAGCCAAUGGGGCUUGCGAUUCUUGGUGACUACAUUUAUUGGAUUGACCGUCAGCAACAGAUGAUUGAGUGCAUAGAAAAGACAACUGGAGACCAUAGAACAAGAAUUCAGGGUAGAAUUGUUCACCUGACUAGUAUCCAUGCAGUAGAAGAGCUGGAUGUCGCAGAGUUCAGUGCACACCCUUGUUCUCGUGAUAAUGGUGGCUGCUCACACAUCUGCAUUGCAAAAGGUGAUGGGACACCACGAUGCUCAUGUCCCGUACACUUGGUGUUAUUACAGAACCUACUGACAUGUGGAGAACCACCAACCUGUUCACCAGAACAAUUUACGUGUGCUACCGGAGAGAUUGAUUGUAUUCCAAUGGCAUGGCGUUGUGAUGGCUUUCCAGAAUGUGAUGAUGAUAGUGAUGAAGAAAACUGUCCAAUGUGUUCUGCCAAUCAUUUUCAGUGUGAAAAGGGCCAGUGCAUUGAUGGACGUUUACGAUGUAAUGGUGAAAUAGAUUGUCAAGAUAAAUCGGAUGAGGAAAACUGUGCUGUGAUUUGCCGUUCUAACCAGUUCCGCUGUAGUAGUGGUCAAUGCAUUUUGAAGAAACAGCAAUGCAACUCAGUUCCUGAUUGCCAUGAUGGCUCAGAUGAACGUCUUUGUGAAUUAACUGAAGCUUCAGUGAAUGAUUUCCAGUCUCACAGCAGUGCAAUUGGACCUGUUAUUGGUAUAAUCCUUUCACUCUUCGUAAUGGGUGGAAUGUACUUUGUCUGCCAGCGAGUUGUUUGUCGUCGUUACAAAGGACCUAAUGGACCUUUUCCACAUGAAUAUAUCAGUGGAGCCCCACAUGUUCCCCUCAAUUUCAUUGCUCCCAGCAGUUCCCAGCAUGGCACUUUCACUGGUAUGUCAUGUAGCAAGUCCAUGAUCAGCUCCAUGAGUCUAAUGGGAGGAAGCAAUGGGGCUCCACUAUAUGAUAGAAAUCAUGUAACUGGGGCCUCCUCCAGCAGUUCUUCAAGUACAAAAGGAACUUUCUAUCCACAGAUUUUGAACCCACCGCCAUCCCCAGCGACUGAUCGUUCUCUCUAUAACACCGAAGUGUGCUACUCCUCUAACAGUCCUUCCACUACCAGGUCUUACAGACAUUACAUUAUGCAGAGUGUGGCACCACCUACAACUCCUUGCAGCACUGAUGUAUGUGAUAGUGAUUAUACCACAAGCCGAUGGAAGAGUCCCAAAUACUAUGUGGAUCUGAACUCUGAUUCAGAUCCUUAUCCACCACCCCCUACCCCUCGAAGUCCAUACAUGUCAGCAGAGGAGAACUGUGAAAGUUGUCCACCGUCACCCUCCACAGAACGAAGUUACUUUCAUCUCUGUCCUCCCCCACCGUCUCCCUGUACAGAUUCCUCAUGAUUCUAACAGAAGAAACAUUUUUUAUAAUUCUGUACAUAGCUUUAAAUACAAACAGAGAGAAAGUAUAUUUUAUGAAUUAAAAGUACUAGAUGGAUGAGAUUAUCCAAAGGACAGUGUACAGAGAAUGUGAGAAGGUCGAUAGGGACAAUGGAAUUUUGUACAGAUGGAAAGAAAAAUAUUUAUAAUUUUGUUUUUUUUCUUAAGUAAAUACACCACUUGCAUCUUUGUGCCAUAUGCUAAUUUUACAGAACAAAUUGGGAAGUAAAAGUAUAAAACGUUCACAAAUGCAGGUACAGACACGAUGGGCCAGAUAGCCUAUUUCUGAGCUGUGUACUUUUAUUUAGGCGAAACCAUUUUAGAAAUGAAAUUUUUGAAUUUUAUAUUCAUGGACAUAAAUGGACAAUCGCUUAUUUUGUACUUUUUCUACCUUAUCAAAAUUACACUUGUUCUAUGAGGUUUAAAUUUUUCAUUAAUUAUAUUUCUAAUCAGAAUGUUCUGUUCUGAAAAGACAUAUUAUUGAAUUAUAAGCACAGUACACAGCCCUCAGUGUCAAUUACAUGAUAUUAAAAAUAAACCACUAGCUAGAAUUUUUUUUAUGUUUAGUGUCAUUGUGGGUCUGCAUACUAUCCUUUUCAUAUCAAGGACUUGUGUUUGUUUGGAUUUGGCCCAGACUGGUUGCAUUAAAAUCUGUAUAUUCAUUAAUUAUAAGGAUACUGCUGAAAUUCAUUUCAUAUUGUAUUGCAGCAGCUCCUCAAGGUUCCAAGUUCAAGACAGAAUAGUAAUUCACAACCCCGUUGUAGAUUCAUACUGCUAUUCUGUGGAUUCUUGGUGUGGAAAAAAUAGUAUCACCCUGGUACCUUUUAAAGAGUGCACUUCUUAAAUUCGGAUAAAAUUAUAUUGAACAAAAUGGAAGGAUUUUACAUUAUACCUGACCGAGGGGUACUUUUUAAUACCUCUAGUUGUCAUGAUUUUUUUAAAAUAAUGAAUGUUCCAUUUUAACACAAACACUCCUCAUUUUGUUGAGCACAAGAUUCUCCGACAAAAGAUUACAAGACAAAGUUCUAGUUGAUUGUUGUGUGAUUUGUAUUUUAACAUUAAAUUAUUUAUCAUGGAUAUUAAACCAAUUUUCUUCAAUAGAAAUUAUUUUAAUGUUUGGCUUUUGUUUCCUUGGCUUGUAUGUACAGAAAGUUGUAGCUAUCACUACUGAAAAAUUUUGAAGAGUGCCCAUUGUAAACCAUUUAAAGAACUUGCACACUAAUAAUAAAUAUCGAAGAUUUUGUUGGAUCACCAAGCUGCCUUAUUUAUCAUUAGCAUGAUUGUGCAUGCUUGUACCACUAAUUUGCUGCGGCAGCAUAAACUUAAGAGGAGGGACUGUUGACCAACUGCCUUUUGAUAUCAUUAUGGUAUGCUUUUAAUUCCAAAAAAAGAGCCUUUUGUGGAAAGUUGUUAUAAUACCAAUUUACUUUUUAAACAGCUGCAAAGCUUUCCAUUCUUAAAAUUUACCUCUUAGCACUAUAGAAGUUAAAAAGUAUAUUUUAUCUAAUUUCAUUGUGUUAUUUAUAAAAUGCUAUUAUUCACAGAUUAUAUGUAUAAUUUUCAGCAGCACUCUGUAUACCAUGAAAUGACUGUUUCUAUGACAAUGACAUUAACUUUAGCUAUAAAAAAGCAGAUGUUUGACAGAACUUUAUAUUCAUUUUUUUCUUCUAUUGUCUGUUAUAAUUACUGUGGUCAUAAGUUUGGUUAAGUCCCAUAAAAUGUGUAGAGCCCAGUUUGCUGCAUUUGUAUUGAGUGCUUGAUUCUUGUCUACGAUUGAAUGUUUAAUCAUUAAAGUAAGGACAUUUUUUUCAUGUUUCAAAUGGUGCUUGGCUGUGUGGGUGAAGUGCUGAUGGCCGACCUGUCUCCAAAACAUUGUUUACUAAAGCAAAGAGACAAACUUCAGAUUGUUCUCCUUUCCAGUUUUAACCUUUUCUGCUUCUCUUGUGCAUAACAUAUUUUAAACUUGUCCUUUGGAAAAUGAAACCUUGUGUAACUAUCUUUUCCUCAGUAAGUAGAAAUGCUGUUUGUUCAGUACAUUUUUGUUUUUCAUGGAUUUUGGUGCACAGUCUUUUCAAAUCUAACACAAAUGCAAGUAUCUAAGGAUGAGAUGGAAAUAGUAUAGAUUUCUUUUUAAGUGUAGAAAAGACUUCAUACUUAAUUACCACAUUCCUUGAUUUUGUUUUAUAUUUACCUCAAAUCAUAUACCAAAUUUCAGAUAUUAAUUGCCAUCUUUUCAUUAUUGAUGAAGCUGAGUAGUUUAUGGAAUUAAAGCCAAAUAUAACAGGAGUUGAGAGAUGUACAGUGUUUAGAAGGGAUCAGUGUCAAUUUUGGAAUCACUAUAAUCUGACAUUAUGUUGAAACAGUGUCAACAAUUUGGAAGGAGAAGGUUAUAUUUACUGUGGGGAAAAAUAUCGAUUCCCCCAUUGACUACUCAUGUAGCAUCCUUUGGUUACGUAGGGAGAGCCCAUCUCGCUGUUGCUGAUGUGGAGAAGUUUAAAUCGUUAGCUCUCAAUUUUGAAGGGUUCUAACGGUGCCUUACAUAAAAUUAUUGUAAAUGAUUUUUUUAAAAAGUGGCUUGUUAGUGCAUUUGUGAAAGUGUACCUUCAGCAGUUUUUAUUAAUUUUGUACAGUUUAUUGAAUAAUUUGUUUGUUGCUACAUAAGAUCUGAAAUGAAAACAAAAUGCUUAAAGUACACAGCAGGUCAGGCACCAGCUGUGGAGAGAAUUAAUGUUCCAGCUCAAUGACCCUUCAGAACAUCACCCUGACAUAUUUUCUCUCCACAGAUGCUGUCUGAUCUCCUGACAAUAUCCAUCGUUUUCAGGUUUUUUUAAUUAAUAGUUUAAACCACCAAGUAAUUUCAAUGUUUAGGCUAAUAAAGUUAUUUCCUUAUCUGCAUUAGACAAUAUUUUCUAAAACAAUUCAAGCAGUCUUUUCUCCCACUAUGAGUUUUGAAUGUUACUCUCCUCUAAAUUUGACUGUUUACCAUUUUAAGCCUCCAGUACAUCAUAUCAAUCUCAAAGAAAUUGCUCCAUGAACCUUGGUAAUGCUGCUUUUCCUUCAGCCACUAGGUGGUGCAAAAGAACAAACUGCAGCAAAACACUAGUUGCCUAAUAUCGGAAUGGCUACACUUGUUGACAAAACUAAAAUCAAAUGACUUAUUAUGUAAAGUAUCAUGAACCAACUUACAUGGACCAAAGAUUUUUCACGUUAAACCUUUAAUAUGUUAACAUCUGAUCAACCUAAACUGUUAAACUUAAUUAUCUGACUCUUCUUGAAUAAUACCAGUGACUGUCAAAUUCCCUUUGAUUUAAAGUAAUGUUUUUUGAAAAUAUUUAUAAUGAAUUAGGUGCUCCUAGAUUAUUUCUUGAAACUGCUAGUAUGUGGCGAUUAAGUUUUUUUUGAAAAAGCCAAUUUUAAUUUUGGGUUCUAUAAAUGAAUAGUAGUCAAAGAAGCAGGGAUCAAGUUCUAAAAAUAUCUCCUACAUCAAAUAGAAUAUAGAGAUCUGAGAAUGCAGAUAUAUAAAUCACUGAAAAAUGUAACAACGCAAGUUGAUAAAUGUAUAGAAUUUCAAGACAAAUAGAAUAUAAAACAGGAGAAUAAUAUUAAAUUUAUAUAGAACUUUGAAUAGAUCACAGAAUUCUAUGAGCCCUUUUGAUCUCUAGAUUAAAAAAGGAUACAGAAACACUGGACAAAUUUACAGAGAUGUUUCCAGAAUUUCAGGGAUUCAGCAAAGGUAGAGCAGGUAAAGGGCUUUUUCACUGGUAAAGAGAUCUGAUUCACCCCUUCAAAGUUUUAAAGGAAUUUGACAGGAUGGAUGUGAAGUGAAAGUAUCCACAUAUGAAUAAGGCAAGACGAGGGCCAAUAAAUAUCAAAUCACCACUAACAAGUAAACAAAAGAAAUAAGAGGAAUUUCUUAUCACAGAAUGGGUGAGAAUGUAAUAGUUGAAUGACAUGGAUGGUUAAAACAUCAACAUAUUUUAAGGGGAGGCUUAAUGUGUACAUGUGGGAGACAAGAAUGUAGGGAUAGCGAGAAUUGUUAAUUAGAGAGGAAGGUAGCUUCAUUUGGAGAAUAAGUAUUAACCUAGACCCAUACAAUUGAUUGACUAUUUUCUAUGUCAUAAAGUUACUAAAACUAAUGUGAAGUUGUUUGCAAUUUUUGGGUUUUGUACUACGAGAAAUGCAUUGAAGUUAUGGCUUCACUAAGAUAAUGCCAAGGAUGAAAAGGUGUCCAUUGCUAGCAGUGAAAGCUGAGGAGUUGUAAUGUAGGUUUUCAAAAUUCUGGUGUUUUUAAUUAUGAAUUCACAAAAGCCAUUUCUUGCUGUUGGGAGGUCAAUGAAAAAGGCUGAUGAAAUAGUGAUGAAAGAGCUGGGAGAAGGGUUUCUCAGAAAAACAUUAAAUUUUGAAAGCGGAGGAGAUGUAAAGAUUUGAGGAGGAAGAGUCAGGUAAGGUUUGGAUUGCUGUGGCAAAGACAACUGACUCCUUUGUAAAACUGUUUGUGUUUAGUAGGAGGUAGCAUCGAAUAGUAAUGUAGUUAUUUCCCUGCAUGGAAAUGCAAUUUUAAUGUAACAUAUAUUGUUUCCUAAAGUAUUCUCCUUGCCAUCCCACCCUACCACCACCAAUGCUUGCCUACAUUUGUUAAUUGUAAACUGUGUUUAAUUUUAACUUGGUAAUGGCCUGAAGAUUUAGAUCAAGGGUAAACAUAGUGGUGCAUUAAAGUUGAAUUGGAUUUAACUCCUGAAAUUCAAUUGUGAAAUCAGGUUAACUCAAAUUUGACUUAGUUUUGGUUGAAAUUGGAAAGCACAGCUUCCCACCCCCACCCCCCACCCCCCCCACCCCAAAACCCCUGCCCCUGCCAGACCCCCCUCCCACCCAAUAACAUGUUGUGAUAUCUUUCAGAUAGUAAUGUUACCAUUUGUCAUUAUAGUUGAUGUUACAAGCACAUCUCUGAAUGGGGCUCCCCAAUCAAACUGAAGUUUGUAAACAAGUUGCUUUUAAUAACUACCAAAAAACAAAUAGUUGCAGCCAGAAACAAAAAUGCUUAGGAACAGUUUUGAAAUCGUAGGCUACUAGACUACGUGGAAUUUCUGCAGCAAGAAACUGUAGUCUAACGCAAACAUGAUGGGCAGACAAUAGGAGAGUGACUUUUCCAGUCUUCUAACUUUUUACUGGCAGCAGAAAUGGGUUGCCUUAGUCACCAGCUUUUGUUUUGUUAAAUGGUGUUUGUUUCUCAUGUUUAAAUUUAUGGCCAGCAUUUGAUAUAUUCUCGCUCUCAGCUCCUGGUGCUCACGUCAAAACCUUUUGAUUGUAUUUCUUUGUAUGAAAAAUUUGCAAAGACAAUAUCAAAUUACUACAUUUGUAAUAAAGAUGC